AUGGGUUUCUCUAGGAUCCACACCAGACUAACUAGCUAUUUCUCCCACUGGCAUUUGGCAGUGAAUCCCGCUGGUGUUGCCUUCUUGAAAUCAUUUAGCUCAUUGCCAUCCCUGAGCAACCAUUCUCCCCUGGGGGCUCUGGUCCACAAUUGGCCUUAAGCAAUCACUGACCUUCCCAGAUGGCUUCCUUGGGAAUUCUCCAAAGCCUGGUCCUUGGGUCUGUCCCACACAUACAACUGUGGUGGGGACCACAAGGUUCUCUAUCUCAGACUCUGUCUCUUCCUUCCUCAGCACCUGCACCCAAACCCGUGAUUUCCCUCCAUCCUCCAUGGACCAUCGUUUUCAAAGGAGAGGCAGUGACUCUGACUUGCCACAUAUCUCACUUCCCUGCAGCAGAGAACAAAAAAUUGUACCAGUGGUACCUUGGAACAGAAAUAAUACGUGAAAUCCCAGGAAAUACCCUCCAGGUCCGUGAUUCCGGAGAGUACAGAUGCCAAACCCAGGGCUCGCCCCUAAGUGAUGGUGUGAGCUUGACUUUUUCUUCAGCUAAACUGAUCCUGCAGGCUCCCCAUUCCGUGUUUGAAGGUGACUCUGUGAUUCUGAUGUGCCGAGCAAAGGCAGAAAAGGUAGACACAGCCCCGAAGACCAGGACCCUGUAUAAGAAUUACCAUAGGCUGAUGGACCUUGAUGAAAACUCCAACUUCCACAUUGAACACGCAGGGUUGAAGGAUAAUGGAGAAUAUUACUGUAUUGAAUCUGAGACCCAUUGUUGCUCUGUUUCUUCAAACACAAUCAAAAUCCAAGUCCAAGAGCUGUUUCCACAUCCCGUGCUGAAGGCCAACCCCUCCUUGGCCACCCCUGGGAACCCAGUGAUCCUGACCUGUGAGACCCAGCUCUCCCCUCAGAAGUCAGACAUCCAACUCUCGUUCCACUUCUUCAGAGAUGGCCACAUCUUGGGGUCAAGCUCGAAGAGCUUUCUGAAAAUCUCCAUCCCCUCCAUCGUGGGGAACGAAGACCCACCGUAUUACUGGUGUGAGGCACGGGCAGGGACUCCCAGUGUCUACAAACAGAGCCAGAAAUUCCAGAUACCUGUGCAGAUCCCCGUGUCUCGUCCUGUCCUCACCCUCAGCACUCCUGGGGCCCGAGCUGUUGAGGGAGAUUUGCUGACGCUUUCCUGUGAAGCCAAGACAGGCUCUUACCCCAUCGUGUACCAGUUCUUUCAUGAAGAAGUAGUUCUCAGGAAGACGAAGGCCACUUUUGGGGGGAUGGUGACCUUCCACAUCUCUCUGACUGCAGAGCACUCUGGGACCUACUCCUGCACCGCGGACAACAGCUUGGGUGUCCAGCGCAGCCAGCCGGUGUCCCUGUCUGUCACCGUCCCCGUGUCUCGUCCUGUCCUCACCCUCAGCACUCCUGGGGCCCAAGCUGUUGAGGGACAAAGGGCGACACUUCACUGUCAAGCCCGGAGAGGCUCACCCAGCAUCCUGUACCAGUUUUAUCAUGGAGAUGUCCCCCUGCGGAGCAGCUCGGCCCCCUCUGCAGGAGGGGCGUCCUUCAGUGUCACUCUGACUGCAGAGCACUCUGGGACCUACUCCUGCACCGCAGACAAUGGCUUCGGCCCCCAGCGCAGUGACACCAAGAGCCUGUUUGUCACAGUCCCAGCGUCCCGCCCCGUCCUCACUCUCAGGACUCCCAGGACCCGGGCUGUGGUGGGGGACGUGGUGGAGCUUCGCUGUGAGGCCCAGAGGGGCUCUCCCCCAAUCCAGUACUGGUUUUAUCACGAGGAUGUCACCCUGGGGAGCAGCUCGGCCCCCUCUGGAGGAGGAGCAUCCAUCAACCUCUCUCUGACUGCAAAACAUUCUGGAAACUAUGCCUGUGAAGCAAACAACGGCCUGGGGGCCCAGCACAGCGAGGUGGUGACACUCAGCGUCACAGUCCCAGCGUCCUGCCCCGUCCUCACCCUCAGGACUCCCAGGACCCGGGCCGUGGUGGGGGAUGUGGUGGAGCUUCACUGCGAGGCCCAGAGCGGCUCUCCCCCGAUCCAGUACCGGUUUUAUCACGAGGAUGUCUCCCUGGGGAGCAGCUCGGCCCCCUCUGGAGGAGGAGCAUCCUUCAACCUCUCUCUGACCCCAGAACAUUCUGGAAACUAUGCCUGUGAGGCUGAUAAUGGCCUGGGGGCCCAGCGCAGCGAAGCGUUUACACUCAGCGUCACAGUCCCAGCGUCCCGCCCCGUCCUCACCCUCAGGACGCCCGGGACCCAGGCCUUCCCUGGGGACGUGGUGGAGCUUCGCUGUGAGGCCCAGAGCGGCUCUCCCCCAAUCCAGUACCGGUUUUAUCACGAGGAUGUCACCCUGGGGAGCAGCUCGGCCCCCUCUGGAGGAGGAGCGUCCUUCAACCUCUCUCUGACCCCAGAACGUUCUGGAAACUACUCCUGUGAAGCCGACAACGGCCUGGGGCCCCAGCGCAGCGAGGAGGUUCCACUGUCCAUCUCAGGGCGGACAGGGAGCAGAAGCGGCUCUGUUGCCACCGGCGUGGCUGGGGGCCUGCUCAGCGUGGUGGGCCUCGUGGUCUUAGCACAGCUGCUGUAUUACCGCCUCCCCAGGAGAGCAGGAGGAAGGCCAACCUCCGGCCCCUCCAGGAGCCCUUCAGACUCGGACCCCCAGGAGCCCACCUACUACAAUGUUCCAGGCUGGAUGGAGCUGCAACCGGUGUAUAGCAAUGUCAACCCUAAAGGAGGAGAUGUGGUGUACUCAGAAGUGCGGACGAUUCAGGAGGGGAACAGACAUGCAGGGUUGAGAAAGCAGAUGUCGUCCCAGCAGCUUGAGGAUGACUCACUGCUGCUGGGCUGGCUCUGCCCAUCCUCUCCGACCCACCUGCCCUCCCACGGCCCGGCCGCCGGCCAGCAGCGGCUUUCCAGACCCCAGGGCUCCUCUGUCAUCUACUCGCAGGUAAAGGUGGCACCACUCCCGGCCUCCGCGGCUCCUCGCAGCUGA
Mirounga angustirostris (Northern elephant seal) is the source of this 2993-nucleotide messenger RNA. It is a transcript of the gene FCRL5, whose product is annotated as Fc receptor like 5. The transcript is spliced from 14 exons. Lineage: Eukaryota; Metazoa; Chordata; Mammalia; Carnivora; Phocidae. The record is from RefSeq and is a predicted model, not a curated record. Gene Ontology annotation, cellular component: plasma membrane. Gene Ontology annotation, molecular function: transmembrane signaling receptor activity. The coding region runs from base 180 to 2993 and encodes 937 amino acids. Gene Ontology annotation, biological process: cell surface receptor signaling pathway.